This is a messenger RNA of Paramecium octaurelia, 486 nucleotides long. The record is from the annotation of a GenBank genome assembly. Lineage: Eukaryota; Ciliophora; Oligohymenophorea; Peniculida; Parameciidae.
GAUGAGGUAAGAUGGUCCAAAUAUAUCUAAAGUAGCUUCAGAUUUAAUUCUGGCUUAUAAAUAAUUGACUGGAUAAUCUAAUGACAUCGUGAUAUCUCCCAGAUAUGAGAAAACCGCCUUGUAUUUUCCUCAAUCACGUAAAUUGUUAUGUUAAACUUUACAGCCAUAGAAGAAUAAAUAGAAGAAGAAAAUCAAAUUGAUAGUCCUAGAAAAACAGUCACUGAGAACGAAGAUGAUUACUUGAAAGAAAUUAGUGAAUUAAGAUAAAUUGUAGAAUAAAGUAUAAUUUUUGAAUAAUAAAGUGAGAAUGAAAUACAUGAACAUACCAGAAAGGUAUUUAACAUAACCACUAAAUCCAAAUAAUCACAAUAACCAGAAUUAGAAUCAGAACACAAAUCAACUCAAAAAGAAACCCAAAAAGCAUAUAGUAAUUACUAAAUACUAAACAGAUUUCCUUAGACAAUAGUAUGGGAAAAUUUAAUGACU